Oncorhynchus masou masou (cherry salmon) is the source of this 3013-nucleotide messenger RNA. RefSeq lists its product as uncharacterized. The coding region runs from base 23 to 1099 and encodes 358 amino acids. The record is from RefSeq and is a predicted model, not a curated record. Lineage: Eukaryota; Metazoa; Chordata; Actinopteri; Salmoniformes; Salmonidae. The transcript has 6 exons. Gene Ontology annotation, biological process: response to bacterium.
UCCACCGGAGCUACACACCAAGAUGAUCAGAAUCGGGGUUGUUGUGGUAUUAUUCAGUACAAUAUAUGUGACACAAUGCAACAAUGUUCCGCGGCAUUUUCAAGUUCAGUGGGUUCAAAUUGGUGACCAAGUGAUUCUCAACUGUGUUUUCUCAAAGCAAGUAUACAAUGAGGGAAACAUGUUCUGGUUCAAGCAAGUAACAGGGCAAAUUCCUCAGGUUGUUGCAAAGAUGCAGAAAAAUCAGUCAAGGCCUGAACUGCACAAGGAAUUUAGAAAUUCACAUCUUAGUAUGGAGAAGGCUCAAGCUGACGGGAUAUAUCGUCUUACAAUCCAAAAGAUGGAACCCACGGAUGAAGCUGUUUACUAUUGUGUCUCUAUCACAGACUGUGAAGUCAACUUUAUCAAUGGAACUUUUUUAGUAUUAAAAGGCAAGAAUCCCCAGAGGUCUGAUUACAAGACUGUAGUACAGAGGUCAGUUUCUGAUCCAUUCCACCCAGGAGAAAAUGUGACUCUGCAGUGUACAGUGCUCUCUGAGGCCUGUACAGGAGAACACAGCGUGUACUGGUUCAGAAUUGGAUCAGGAGAAUCCCAUCCAGGAGUCAUUUACACCCCUGGGAACAGGAGAGAUGAGUGUCAGAAGAGCCCUGAGACUCCCUCUCCUACACAGAGCUGUAUCUACAGCCUCUCCAAGAACAACCUCAGCCCACCUGAUGCUGGGACUUACUACUGUGCUGUGGCCAUAUGUGGGGAGAUCCUUUUUGGCAAAGGAACAAAAUUGGACCUGGCCAGUAACACGGAAGUGAAUGUGUCAGAAAUGGCUCUGGUAGUGGUUGUUGUAGGUUUGACAGUGGCGUUGGUGUUGUGUGGGAUUGGGAUCAUGUUCCUUGUCUGCACCAGACGAAAAGAGCAAAUCUGUGAAAAUUGCAAAGCAGUGGGUGCCUCACAGAUUGGCAGACAUGACAGAUUACGUGGAGAACAGGCUCAAGAUGGAGAUACGUUGAAUUAUGCUGCAUUGAAUUUCUCUGAGAACAAAACUAAAAGAGGGAGAAAGAAGAGAGAGAUGCCACAGGAGAGAGUGUACUCUGAUGUCAGGUGUUAAGGCUUUGACGAACUUAGCUUAAUCAUUCUAAAAUGUAGUGUUAAUAAUACUUGUUGUCUUUUAAAUGUGUUAGUCAGUGCCCCUUGUACAAAGAUAAUUAGAAAAUAUGGGAAUUUGACAAAUGUAAUAAAUGUUUGAUAAAAUCAUGAUCAAUCAGAACACAAAUUAACUAAUUGAAAGAAAAGCAAUAGUUUUUCUAAAAAGGGACAUGUUUCUCUAGAAAACAUAUUUUAGUAUUUUGUUUAUUAGUCCAGUGUUGAUACAGUCCCAAACAAUUGUGCAUGUCAGCGGUUAACAAAAUAGAGCACUUUCUGUAAACAACUAAUAUUGUGUGAUGAUCUUGUGUUUUGAAUCAUACGCAUUUUAAAUCAUCGUCAUCAUGAUCAUCAUCACACUUUUAGCUUUGUACUGAAAGUGCUCUGGUGGUACAAGACAAACAUAUUCUGUUCUGUUAAAGAUUUUUUUCAUUCUUGCUGUUUGAAUUAGAAAAUAAAAGGUUGUACAGCUAAGGGGCGGUGCUGUAGAGCUGUGUGGGUGGCUGUUUGAGUGAAACAGAUGUGGAGGAGAAGCAACCAGUGUAAUAGCACAGCCAUCUCAUUUAUUGACGCAUAACGUUAAGAACAUAAAAAGAGCCUCCCCAGAAGCAUAGGUUCUGCCUGGUCUUAUAGACGAGACGUAACAUAGUACAAGUAAAUCCGGGGCACUGAUAUUAGUAUGCUAUGUAAGUUUGGUAUGGUUACAUAAGAGCAAAUAUUACUUAAGGCAAAAAUGAAAAAAGGGUGGUUGGUCAGGGUGGAUGGCAAGCUUUGAAAGCGAAUGUCUAGCAACCCAAAGGUUGCAUGUUCAAAACUCAUUACUGACAACUUCAGCAUUUUAUUUAAUUAGCAACCUCUCAACUACUUAUCACUUUUUAGCUACUUCGCAACUAUUUAGCAUGUUAGCUACCCUUCCCCUAAUCCUAACCUUAACCCUUUUAUGUAACCCUUCCUCAAACCCAAAACGUAACUCUUGAACAUAACUCUUAACCUUAACCCUAACCCAUAGCCUAGCUAACGUUAGCCAGCUAGCUAACAUUAGCGUUAGCCAACGAGCCACCUAGCUAAUGUUAGCCACAACAAAUUUGAAUUUUGUAAAUUAUUGUACGUUUGCAAAUUCAUAACAUAUCAUACAAAUUGUAACUCGUAACAUGUCAAUAAAAAUAGAUGAUGGACAUCGACAAAGUAAUUCAUACAAAAUUGAUUUACUAACAGAAUUAAACAAAAUUCUCUGAAACCAUGUUGAUAGAUUAGACUGAUGAUGGUAUCAAACCGAUUCCCUUUUCGCACUAUGAGCCAAGCUGUACUGGGCUGGCCUGCAUACACAUCCACCAUUGUUUCUAGAACUGUGCUGGAAAGGACAAUGUGAAAAGAAUUGAUCUGAGCCUGCCCAUGAUGGUUCCACAUGAAUGGAUAUGGUUAGAGUGUUGGCUAACUGAUUCUGAACACUCCAAAAGGAAAGAAAAUAAACCCAACAUUUAUGAAAGAGGAGGCCCAAAGAGGAUAAUAUGACAAUAUACAGUGCCUUGCGAAAGUAUUCGGCCCUCUUGAACUUUGCGACCUUUUGCCACAUUUCAGGCUUCAAACAUAAAGAUAUAAAACUGUAUUUUUUUGUGAAGAAUCAAGAACAAGUGGGACACAAUCAUGAAGUGGAACGACAUUUAUUUGAUAUUUCAAACUUUUUUAACAAAUCAAAAACUGAAAAAUUCGACAGGCAAAAUUAUUCAGCCCCUUUACUUUCAGUGCAGCAAACUCUCUCCAGAAGUUCAGUGAGGAUCUCUGAAUGAUCCAAUGUUGACCUAAAUGACUAAUGAUGAUAAAUACAAUCCACCUGUGUGUAAUCAAGUUUCCGUAUAAAUGCACCUGCACUGUGAUAGUC